This is a messenger RNA of Microtus oregoni (creeping vole), 2229 nucleotides long. Its product is annotated as cytochrome b-245 chaperone 1-like. The transcript is spliced from 7 exons. The record is from RefSeq and is a predicted model, not a curated record. Bases 238 to 870 code for a protein of 210 amino acids. Lineage: Eukaryota; Metazoa; Chordata; Mammalia; Rodentia; Cricetidae.
CGCGCAAGUGUGUGUCCCGAGGCGUUCUGGUUCCCAUCGGCUGUGCUUCCCGUUUUCAUGUUCGUGCCCUGCGCGGGUCAUUGCUUGCGGACCUGAAUUGGGCACAGGGCAGGUUGAGCAAAUCAGGCGUGUGCACUCCGGAGGAGGAGCGAGCGGAACGGGCCGCUUGUGGAACUUGUUGGUAACUGAGGCCAGAGGGAGCCGAGUCUGCUGUGAAGUGAAGCCCAGGUUCCAGGGAUGUACAUGCAGGUGGAGACACGAACCAGCACCCGCCUCCAUCUGAAGAGGGCUCCAGGCAUCCGGUCUUGGUCCCUGCUGGUCGGAAUAUUAUCCACUGGCCUGGCUGCUGCCUAUUACAGUGGAGAUAGUCUGGGCUGGAAGCUCUUCUAUGUCACAGGCUGCCUGUUUGUAGCUGUACAGAACUUGGAGGACUGGGAGGAAGCCAUUUUCAACAAGAGCACUGGGAAGGUCAUCUUAAAGACAUUCAGUCUCUACAAGAAGCUGCUGACUCUUCUCAGAGCAGGCCAUGACCAAGUGAUGUGGAAGCCAUUGCCAAACUCAUCACCAGCUUCUUGGAGUUGCACCGCCUGGAGAGCCCCUCAGAACGGUCACAGAGCAGCGACAGUGAAGCCGAUGGCCCUGGUGACCAAAGCUGACAGCGUGGAGCAGCUGCUGAACCAUGGGCUGGACAUCUUCCACAACCCAGAAAGGCUGCAUCUAUCAGAAUGCGGGAGAUGGGUGCUACAUCCAGAGGAGGGCAGCAAAUCAGAAAUGAGUGCCUUCUCCAGAGACAGACUACAGCUCUGGCUUAGGUCACAGCCUGGUGUGGAUAAGCUCACCCAAGGGCAUCCAAGGUCAGCACAGGCCUAGUGUCUGCCUUGAAGAGGCCUGCCACCCCAGGCUAUGUAGUCAAGGCCCCACACUUCAUAGUGAGGUUGAGACACCCACAUGCAUGUAAGGAGGACCCACAUGCAUGUAAGGAGGACCCACUCCUGUGCACAGUGGUGCCGACUUGUGCUAUAAAUCCUGAUGUCUCCUCUCCUGGACCAGCCCCCCUCAAGAUGGACAUUCUUGGUGGUCAGGGGUUUCCCUGAAGGCAGCCUGGCUGCAGAACUCUCAGAGAAGUCGGAGUGCUGCAGACUGCCCCGUUCCUGCCUGGACUGCUGAGAGCCCAGCAGUGUUGGAGCACCACUGUUAGGAACAGAAGGCUCUCCCAACCCAAACUGGGAAGAAGCUGCCAGUGGAGGAAAGGCCACCUCUUCUGGUUUUCUGCAGCCUUUGAGAACUAGGAGCUCCUUUACAAAAACUGAGUCUUAGCCUCCCAAGCCUUGGAAAGACCUGGGGAAGACAGGCACGUGAUACAUAUCCCUACAAAGUGAGGCAGGAAGAAAGUUGAAGGCCAGCCUGGGCACGGCCUCUUCUAACAGAAGCUGUUCCAGCCCCUGAUGGCCUUCUAUGCUCUUCUAGUUCUCUCUGAGGGACUCAAGUCCCCCACAAGUACAGUGUUCACUAAGUUGCCGGGAAGCUUGGCUUCCAGGCCUGAAAGCUGUGGACCUCUGGUCUACACACAACCCCCAAAGCUGCGUGCCUAUGCCUGGCCAGGUAGAACUGGGAAAACGAGGAGUUAUAAACAAAGAAGUCAAGGCAGCCUUGAGGCCACUGUACUGGGCUGGACAGGAAUAGUUACGCCAGAACCUUCAACAGGUCUUUUUGAAGUGACUGCUAUCAGUUCUGACUUGGGGAAUAUGGUUGAACAUGUCAAAGUAAGCUUUUGUUUUGUUUUACGAGACAGGGUUUCUGUGUUGCCCUGGCUGUCCUGGUACUUGCUCUGUAGACCAGACUGGCUUUGAACUCGCAAAGAUCUGCCUGCCUCUGCCUCCCAAGUACUGGGAUUAAAGGUGUGUGCCAACAUUGCCUGGCAGAAUGAGUUUUUUCAAUGGUCAAAUUGGACAAUUUUUUUUCUUCGCAAAUGAAGUGCGAAACAUAGCCAGUGGGUUCUGACUUGUCACCUACAGGCUCUUAAGGUACUUUAGACAAGGGAGGAGUCUGUCUCUCGGGUGCUGUCCUAUCCCUUUCCUCUAUUUCCCAGUGCUGGGACUCAUUCUUGGGUGAAGGAACGAAGCCCUCUAUGAGCCAGGGUGGUGGCAAAAAGCUGAUUCAAGUUUCUGUAAGUGGGACUUCUGCUUCUACUGUCUUUUUUUAUUUCAUAAUAAAGCUCUACAUGCAAAU